Molecule: messenger RNA, 2448 nt
Organism: Daldinia caldariorum
Lineage: Eukaryota; Fungi; Ascomycota; Sordariomycetes; Xylariales; Hypoxylaceae
Product: FAD-binding domain-containing protein
Exons: 3
Coding region: 568-2448 (626 amino acids)
Molecular function (GO): oxidoreductase activity; FAD binding
Source: RefSeq, a predicted model, not a curated record
AGUAUCUAGCCGCAACAUAUGCUUCCCAAAAUCCUACCACAAGACACGAGGUACCAGACCUAUCACCAAUUAGCCCGAAUACCCCGUCGCUUCUCUUGGGUCUAUACGUCCGAAGCUGCGGUAUAACAUGUUACUUAGACCCGGGUGUCCAGAGCUAACGCCAGGUAAAUGCCAAGCCCAGAGCCGCCGGUGUCAUUGGUCGUACAAGAGGCACCAUGCGGUAACAAUGUAUUGAUCGAUAGUAAGUCUUCGAGGUAACCUUUGAAUGAUACUAUAGAUGUAUGCAUCUUGUAUGUGAUGGACGACAGUCAGCAGCCCACUUCACGAUAGCUUUACACAAUAUUGUCAUUGUUUUACCAAUCGUUUGGUAAUCUAGAAGCCGCCCUUGAAGGAAUUCUAGCCCCUAUCUCCUAUAUUCGAUGGGAAGAGAGUUUUUCUCGCCGAACGCCAUGCGCAACUGGAAAAUAUACAUAGACCGCUAUAGCCAUAGCUCUGUUAUGAGGUUUUCUAAGGAGGUAUAUUACAGAAUAGACUAUAGUACCUAUGUACUAGCAGAUUUCUGGCAUCAUGAAGACGAGUCUUCACCUUAUUUUUGCAAGCGUACUUAUUUCUGGGGUUAUCGCGCUCAAGCCAAAGGCUCUUCUUUCAGACUCCAUUCAACUUACCCAAGAUGACAUCGGUGACUUCUCCGACGUAGACUUCGGCGACGAGGCCACAGCUUCGCUGGACAGUAGCAAUGUCACCGAGUGUAAGGUCUUCCCAGGCGACCGCGACUGGCCGUCCGUCGCGGAGUGGACUCGGUUGAACAGGACUCUCGGCGGUGCUUUAUUGAGACCAACCCCGGCUGCCGCUACUUGCUACCAAGGCCCCGACUACGACCCGGAAAGGUGUCAGUAUUUGGUCACGAAUGCCUCGUCUUCGCACUUCUGGCUCGACGACCCGCUUGUCUCGUUGACGCAGUGGUCGCAGGGCGGGACUUGCGCGCUUGCUUUGAACCCUAUGGGGAACUGUACACGUGGGGGGUUCCCCGAAUAUGUCGUGAAUGCGACGACCGUGAAGCAUAUCCAAGCGGCUGUCAACUUCGCCAGGAACAAGCGCAUCCGGCUGAUAAUCAAAAACACCGGACAUGAUUUUGGCGGCAGAUCAGUAGGCGCGGGAUCCCUCAGUAUCUGGACGCAUAAUCUCAAGGCAAUGAACUUCAUCCCUUCGUAUAGGCUCGGGCCGUAUAACGGGAUGGCGGUCUAUUUCGGAGCCGGCGUCGAGUCGUGGGAAGAGAAGAACUUCAUGGCGGCCUUUAACGUGACAGUGGUCUCGCCCGGUUGCGGAACGGUAGGUGGAGUCGGGGGGUGGAUGAGCUCGGGAGGCCACACAACGCUCACCUCUAAAGUUGGUCUCGGAGCCGACCAAGUCCUUUCCCUUGGUGUUGUGACUGCUUCGGGGAGGUUUGUGACUGCUGAUCCGUAUACUAAUCGAGAUCUCUUCUUCGCGUUGCGCGGAGGAGGUGGAGGGACUUACGGAGUAGUGACCUCAGCUAUCAUGAAAGCUUAUCCACCGAUUAACGUGACUUCAACUUCUCUGAGUCUCACCGUCUCGCCGUCAAGCAAUACGACAACCCCAACCCCCGGCAUGCUCACUGACACCGAGAUGUUUUGGCAAGGUGUUGGCACUUACUAUAGAUUCGCCGCGAAGAUGCUGGAUGCCGGUGGCUACGGUUUCACUUACAUCUACCCUCUCCCGAACAACAGCUACCGUUUCGUAACAAGUUCGUCUCUCAUCGACGUAACGCCAGCCGCCGCCCGCGAGUUCAUGCAGCCCUUAUACGACGGUCUACGCGGCCUCGGCAUCAACAUCACCAAUCCCCCCCUCCCCUUCACCUCGCUGUACGGGCAGCCGAGCUCCAGCAUCGGGCCCUCGCCCGGCAACACGCGGUACCGGUCGCGGCUCCUCCCGCGCGAGAACUGGGACGACGACGCGCUCUGGAGCCAGACGAUGCGCGCGAUACGCACGGCCACGGAGGCCGGGUACGAGCGCGGGUUCUACUUCCACGGGACGCUGACUUCGCCGACGGAAGACGUGGCCGGGUGGCCGGGGGCCGGGAGCGCGGUGAACCCGGCGUGGCGCCGCAACCGCAUGCACGCGAUGCUGAUGGACGAGGCGCCCGCGCAGUCGACGGGGCGGGAUGCCGUUAUGAGGGGGUACAUGGACCUGCUGCGGGCGGCGGCGCCGGGGGCCGGGUCGUAUAUGAACGAGGGGGAUCCGGGAGAGCCGGAUUGGCAGCGGGCGUUUUACGGCGCGCACUACGCGCGCCUGUUGCGCAUCAAGCGGCGGCGGGACCCGUGGGGCGUGUUCUGGGCGCCGACCACAGUGGGGAGCGAGGGGUGGGCCGUGAGGGGGGCCGAGGGGGAUUACCCUGAGACGCAGAACGGGAGGCUAUGUCGCGUUGGAUAA